UUCCAGGAGAGUCCCGCCUCUACGUAGACAAGUAACCAAUGGAAGCCCUGGAUCUCCGAGCACUGGCUAAUGGGAAUUGAGGUGGGCGGGCCAUCGCGCGGCCAAGCCCUGGUCCUGGAGCUGACCGCCAGAUGCCUCCCAGGGAGCGCGGACCCGAACGCAGGCAGGCCAUGUGGAUCCUCAUGAGCUGGCUGGCCUUAGCGGCCGGGCUGGUGGCUGGAACACAGUGUCCAGAUGGUCAGUUCUGCCCUGUUGCCUGCUGCCUUGACCAGGAAGGAGCUAACUACAGCUGCUGUAACCCUCUGCUGGACACAGGGUCUAUAAUAACGAGCCAACCUCUAAAUGGCUUCUGCCAGAAUGGUGGCCGCUGUCCUGCUGGCUUCUCUUGUCUUCAGGAUGAGUCUGGGACCUCCAGGUGCUGCCCGUUCCCUAAGGGUGUAUCUUGCGGUGAUGGCCACCACUGCUGCCCUCAGGGCCACCAGUGUAGUGAGAACGGGAAGUUGUGCAUCCGGAUGUCAGAUCACCUCUUGGGUGCUGUCCAGUGUCCUGGUAGCCAGUACGAAUGUCCCGACUCUGCCACCUGCUGCAUCAUGGUUGACGGGUCCUGGGGAUGCUGCCCUAUGCCCCAGGCCUCUUGCUGUGAAGACAGAGUGCAUUGCUGUCCUCACGGAUCCGCCUGUGAUCUGGUUCACACACGAUGCGUCUCACCCACGGGCACCCACACCCUACUAAAGAAGUUCCCGGCACAGAAGACCAACAGGGCAGUGGCUUUACCUUUUUCCGUGGUGUGCCCCGAUGCUCAGACCCAGUGCCCUGAUGAUUCUACCUGCUGUGAGCUACCCACUGGGAAGUAUGGCUGCUGUCCAAUGCCCAACGCCAUCUGCUGUUCCGAUCACCUGCACUGCUGCCCUCAGGACACUGUGUGUGACCUGAUCCAGAGUAAGUGCCUGUCCAAGGACUACACCACUGAUCUCCUGACCAAGCUGCCUGGAUUCCCAGUGAAGGAGGUCAAAUGUGACAUGGAGGUGAGCUGCCCUGAGGGAGACACCUGCUGCCGCCUCAGCACUGGGGCCUGGGGCUGCUGUCCCUUUACCAAGGCAGUAUGUUGCGAGGACCACAUUCACUGCUGCCCAGCAGGGUUCCAAUGUCACACAGAGAAAGGAACCUGUGAACUGGGUGUCCUCCAGAUACCCUGGAUGAAGAAGGUCACGGCCCCCGUCAGCCUGCCGGACCCACAAGUCUUGAAGAGUGAUGUCCCCUGUGAUGACUUCACAAGCUGUCCUACAGACCAUACCUGCUGCAGACUCAGUUCUGGGGACUGGGGCUGCUGUCCCAUCCCAGAGGCUGUCUGCUGCUUAGACCACCAGCAUUGCUGCCCUCAGGGCUUCACGUGCGUGGGUGAAGGGUACUGUCAGAAGGGAGACAGGAUGGUGGCUGGCCUGGAGAAGGUGCCCGCCCGCCAGUCGGCCGUGCUCCAAAUUGGAGAUAUCGGUUGUGACCAGCAUACCAGCUGCCCAGUAGGGCAAACCUGCUGCCCAAGCCUGAAGGGAGGUUGGGCCUGCUGCCAGUUGCCCCACGCUGUGUGCUGUGAGGACCGGCAGCACUGUUGCCCCGCUGGAUACACCUGCAACGUGAAGGCAAGGACCUGUGAGAAGGAUAUGGCCUCCGUCCAGCCUUCCGUGCACCUGACCCUCGGUCCUAAGGUUGGAAAUGUGGAGUGCGGAGCGGGGCAUUUUUGCCACGAUAACCAGACCUGUUGUAAAGACAGCCAAGGAGGCUGGGCCUGCUGUCCCUACUUAAAGGGUGUCUGCUGUAUCGAUGGACGUCACUGUUGUCCUGUUGGCUUCUACUGUUCAACCAAGGGAACCAAGUGUUUGAGAAAGAAAACCCCUCGCUGGGACAUGUUUUUGAGGGAUCCAGUCCAAAGACCACUACUGUAAGGAGGGGCUACAGACUAAAGAACUCCACAGUCCUGGGAACCCUGUCCCGAGGGUGUCCCCCACUCAGGCCUCUGUAGCACCUCUUCUCCUAGAGUCAUCCCAUCACCAUGGGAGGUAGGGCCUCAAACUAAGACCUCCUUUGGUGGAAAGAAGGCUAUGGCAAAAGCUCCGUAUCAAACUGCCAUUUCUUCCGGUUUCUGUGGCCCUUGUGGACCAGGUGCUCUUCCCGAUCCACAGGUGUUGAGUGAGCUUGCUUGUGUGUGUGUGUGCGAGCGCGCGUGUUGCUCCAAUAAAGUUUGUACACUUUC
Apodemus sylvaticus (European woodmouse) is the source of this 2248-nucleotide messenger RNA. RefSeq names its product granulin precursor (gene Grn). Gene Ontology annotation, biological process: regulation of inflammatory response. NCBI's taxonomy places the organism in Eukaryota, Metazoa, Chordata, Mammalia, Rodentia, Muridae. The coding region runs from base 132 to 1940 and encodes 602 amino acids. The record is from RefSeq and is a predicted model, not a curated record. The transcript has 13 exons. Gene Ontology annotation, cellular component: extracellular region.